GUGCAAAUGUCCUCCGAGCGGGUUGAAAGCAUUCGGUGAUGCAAGCAAUCUCUUUAUGCCAUAUAAAAUAAAACCAAAACCUUCCGGGCAGUUGUGGCGGAUCUGUCAAACCUGACGUUGUAAUGUUGCUGUCUUUCCAAUCGAAUGACAUCAGUUACUCCUAGGCUGAAUGCAAGAGUGAGAGCGCUUUUUCUUCUUUAAAAUGAUUGCGAUUCACAGUUCUUCAUGUUAUAGGGAUCACUGUGGUUCACAGGUUCACUAUGGAACGCUGCUUUGAUGUGUACCAUCUGCGUACUUUGUCAUGCUCAAACGCUAGAGAAAGAAAAGAAGCGCCUGAAGGAGUUCUCCUUUGUCUCAGAGGCGCCCUCCCAGAGCCCCGCCCUUCAAGGGGAGGACAUCCAGGCGCUGGCUAUUCGUCGGGAGGACCUGGAGAAGUUAUGGGUACCCCAGCCUCCUAAGGACUCCCAGAAGCCCCAGACAGUGACCCGGGUUCUGGUACGGAAGACCCGCCCCCUGGAGGAGGAGCGGAAGACAGUCAGGGUGGUUGUGGCACGGCCCCUCCCACAGGAUGCUGCCGUACUGCCGCUGGAGUACACAGGUCCUGGGGGGCCUCGCUUUGAUGACCAGGGUAUGGUCCUGCCACAUAGCAUUCUGGGAAGCCUGGAGGACUUUAAGAGAGAGAUGGAGACCAGGGGUGAAACCCAGCUGGUGAAACGUGUGCCGGACUGCCCAAAGUUACACGGCCCAGUAGCGGUAGAGCACAGCUGUGAGGAGAAGCCAAAGCCCCGCCCCAGAGGACAGCCCCACCCCCCAGAACUGCAGAGCCACGCCCUCCAGCACUGGAGGAGUCACAUGAGAGAGAGGAGGCGUCAGCUGGACUUCAUCUCCGAUCUGCUGCAGAAACCGGUCGGCACCCUGCUGAUGAGCCAGUCCAGCGGCUUCCGCAAGACGCAGGAGCAGAGAGAGCUCAUAUCCCGCCAACUGCCCGCCCUGCACCCCGGCCAUGGUUACCGUGUGGGCAGUGAGUUCUGGAACGUUCCCCGGCGCAUUGGAGACGAGCUGAGCGGGAUCACAGCCACCCUGACCCAGACUGAGAGAGGCUACCCUGAGCCCAUCACCCAUAUCGGCCAACCGCAAUGCAUACUACAGGAGACAGGCAACGCGCUGGACGGGCGCUCGAGCGGCCGGACCUGGGACCGCAGCCUGUACCUGCAGCAGUGCCGGCAGGAGCUCAGAGAGGUUCUGAUGGACCUGGACUUCAGCCAGCCUGAGAUCGAUGGCCUUGCAGUGAUAGGGACUGGGCGGCCCUUCACCUCUGUCACCGCUGAGUGCUGCCCCCUGCUGGAGGAAGAGGAGAAUGACAGCGAGGCUGAGCACAAGGAGAACCAAGACCCACUGGUGCACGGCGAUGAUGCGAUCGCGGAGGCAGUAUCGGUUCCGGCGCUACGCUUCUGUGGCCAGCCGGCCCGGUGGAUUGGGAGUCCGUCCUCGCACAAGGGGGAAGUGGGCAUUGCAGUUCGCCUGACCUUCGAGGCGUUGGAGGGGGAGCAGGCCUCCUCGUACCUGGAGCUGCAGAACGAGGGGAGCACUGCGCUGUACUACACCUGGCAACGCCUGCCCCAGGAGCACAGCUUCCUGGAGACCCAGCCCCAUGUACACACUCAGCACUUCUACUUCAACACCAGUACAGCGGUGAUCUUGCCGGGGGAAACUCAGCGGGUGGUGUUCAUCUUUAAGUCGGCGACGGCGGGAAUCGUGAGUGAGGUGUGGUGCCUCAACACACACCCUGUCCUGCUGGGGGGGGCCGCUCUACAGGUGACCCUGCGUGGGGUGGCUCUCUACCAGGAUAAGACUGCUCAGCAGAGGGAGGCACUGCAGAAACAGCUUCAGCAGAAAGAAGCUGAGUCAGUGUGUGCACUGCUGAUUUGGGAGCUCCUGCAGGGAGUGCGCACUCCAGACAGACCCUGCUCACCCGCUGAACUCUACCUCACUGAGGAGGACCGCUUCCACAUGAUCAACCCCCAGCUGUAUUACCGGCUGGGGGUGGUGGAGGAGCUGAGGAGACUCUGGGAGCAGGUGAGAGAUUCAGGGGAGACCAGGGAAACGCCCACAGUGCCCUCGAGCUGGGACCUCUGUGUGCCCAGUCUCAGACAGGCCGUGUUGGCCCUGCCAGAGGGGGAUGGAGAGGGACAGAGGGAUCAGGCUCUCUCCCGCCUAAACAGCCUGGUGCUGGAGCUCCACCAGCCCCAGCAACCCCCACCACCACUGCUGCUGCACUGCAUCGGGCUGCAGUUGUGGAGGGAGCUGUUGGAUGGGCUGGUCAGUGAGGCAGUGUGGCUGAAGCAGGUAAUGAGCCUGUCAGAGAAUGAGACCCAGGGACAGACCCAGCUGGAGGAGACGUCAGGGAAAGCAAAGAAGGAGGAAAAGAAAGGAGGACCAGUCUCUAAGGAUGAGAAGAAAGGGGGGAACGGCAAAGAGGAAGAGAAAAAAGGGCCAGUUAAACAGACAAGCAAAGACAAACUGAUGGAGGAGGGCACGUCCAGUAAGAGGAAGUUUCGAGAGGAGAGGCGCACUGGACGGACAGGGAAGCCUCUCAGUCGGGCUCCGCCCUCUGCCCCCGCCAGCCCGGACAACCUCAGCCCUGAGCUGCAGGAGAGAUACCGCCAACACCUGCACAAGCGAGUGUGUGUGCUGAUGGAGUCCAUGGUGGACUCUCUGUGUGACCUGCUGGAGGAGGUUCAGAGUGAGCAGCUGGACCAAUCGAGUGCAUUCAUCUGAAUCCAGAGACAACAUCCCCCUCCUUGAAGCCACACCUCCUCUCUGUUUGACCACACCUUCACCCUGCUUCUAUGGAAAAUCCAUUAUCAUGAAUGUAAAUGUGUUUAAUAAGCCUCUCCUCAUACCCCAGUGAGAAAAAGCCGGAGACUAGAUGUCUAGAUGGGUGGAGAUCUCGGUCGUGAGAUGGAUUAGGCUGGGAGAUGGGCACAAACGGACUAGGUUAUCCCCACCAUAGCUCAGGUUUUACCCAGAUAUAGCCUGGCUAACUCUCACUUUUCAAUCGAACGUAGCCGUUUUUUUUUACCUGAGCGCCUAGAUGCCGUUUCACCAACUUUUCACCAGAAAACUGUUCCCUGGGACUCGUUAACCGCCGAGGUAAUUGCGAAACGUGGGGUGUGGAGUAAGAGAAACGCACUGAGCAAAUACACCUUCGGUUACGCAGCGCUCGCGCGGCUCUGAGGGUUCUCCUUCGCCUCUCCGCUGUGACAGAGACCAGCCUUCUUCCUGCUUCUUCCGGAUUCUUCGUUUCAGCACCAUUUUGUCUUCAGAUAAAAAUGCGACGUGUGGCUUUUUAACGCUCAGCACAAUGAUCCGCAUAAUGCUGCCUGCUCGGCCAGGAACCCACACGGGUCCCAUUUACAAACGAGAACGAUGACAUCAGCGCACUCCAAGAAGAAAACGGUGUAAUAAAUUGUCUUGUUAUAUUGACCGUGGAGCUCGUCCGUUCUGGGGUGGGGGGCUUCUAUGUUUCUGGGCUCUUUUCCGGCCUGUUUAGCACAAAGCCAGAGGUGAUGAAGGUGAGGGAACACGCGUUCCAGAAUGUUCCCCACAAUGUUCCAUCUCCGCUGGUUGCAGGUACUGAGCGCGGGGGCCGCCACAGCCAAUCAUGGCUGAGGGCCUCCAGGGCGUCAGGUGGUAGUUCGUGGUCCCCCGGCCACAUCUGAUGCGGGCGGCUGUGGUGCGGUCACAGACACGGAAUGUUCCGGUGGCUUCUGCUGCUGUUUCAUGUCUGUAGUGCUGAGGCCCUGGGGCCUCUUCAUUAAAAUUCUGUCUCUCACUCUUCCUUUAA
Messenger RNA from Anguilla anguilla (European eel), 3847 nucleotides. RefSeq names its product mycbp associated protein (gene mycbpap). The coding region runs from base 277 to 2778 and encodes 833 amino acids. The record is from RefSeq and is a predicted model, not a curated record. NCBI's taxonomy places the organism in Eukaryota, Metazoa, Chordata, Actinopteri, Anguilliformes, Anguillidae. The transcript has 19 exons.